AGGCGGGCCUUCUCAGAGGGUCACCCUGCAACCUGCUGUCAUCUUGCUUGGAGCACAGGCGGAGUCACAAGCCCCUGAACUCCGAGGGAGGAUAAGGGCCUCACUGUUGCCCGCCCCCAAGGCUGAGCACGAUCUCCAUGGAGCCCACCCUGGGAGACCCACAGAGAGGAGCUGUGAAGGCUCUGCCCGCUGUGGACCCGCCUUGUCCUCAGCGGGCGGGAGGGGAAGACUGACUUAUUUGUGUUCUCAAACUGCCCUGGCAGCAGGGCCAGGCACAGCUCACAAUAAAUCUGGACCAUCGGUACACCUAAGAAAAACAGACUGACAAACCAAUGUUUGCUUCCAUGAAAAGUGCUCUGUUUGCUACAGAAAUUUUUUUUUUAAUGCCUCAAUGAGACGUGAGAACAGGGGCUUCCUUAUGCUGCAGCCAGCAGAGGCACUCAAACAUUCCGUCAGCAGGAUCCCAGCCAAGCUGCACAGCGCGCUUUUAUAAAGCUGGCCCCAGGCAUCUCAGGGCAAGAUGUGGCUGUGAAGUCUGCUCGGCCCUUGGUACUCCGGAGGCGCUGGCACGGUGGCUGUCAGACUCGCCCCAGAGCCAUGGCAAAGAAUGGACUUGUAAUUUACAUCCUGGUUAUCACCUUGCUCCUGGACCAGACCAGCUGCCACGCGUCCAAGUUCAAAGCCAGGAAGCACAGCAAACGCCGAGUGAAAGAAAAGGAUGGAGACUUGAAGAUUCAAGUGGAAAAGCUCUGGAGAGAAGUCAAUGCCCUGAAGGAAAUGCAAGCCCUGCAGACAGUCUGUCUCCGAGGCACAAAAUUUCACAAGAAGUGCUACCUUGCCGCGGAAGGCUUGAAGCACUUCCACGAAGCCAAUGAAGACUGCAUUUCCAAGGGCGGGACCCUAGUUGUCCCCAGAAGCGCUGAUGAAAUCAACGCCCUCCGAGACUAUGGUAAAAGGAGCCUGCCGGGGGUCAAUGACUUUUGGCUGGGCAUCAACGACAUGGUCACAGAAGGCAAGUUUGUCGACGUCAAUGGGCUUGCCAUCUCCUUCCUCAACUGGGACCAGGCACAGCCUAACGGUGGCAAGCGGGAAAAUUGUGCCCUCUUCUCCCAGUCAGCUCAGGGCAAGUGGAGUGACGAGGCCUGUCGUAGCAGCAAGAGGUACAUAUGUGAGUUCACCAUCCCUCAAUAGACCCUUCUCAGGUGCAUCUUCCCAGAAGGAUCGGUCAUGGUUUACAGGCUGAUGGUUCUCAAGAAUGAGUCAAAAUCGUCAUAGGGGAGGCUAUGUCCCUAGGAAUACGAGACAGCCAAGUUUGCUACCAAAUUGUAUUGUGAUUUUUGCCCUCCACGGGGAAUGGGGGAUCGGAAAAUAACCAUUCCGUCAUGUACACACUGCUCAAGUAGCUUCUGCAAAAUGGGCUAUUAGACCUUUCUCAUUCCUGGUCCCUCUUCUUGUACAGACCAGGUGUGUAUUGAAAAGACAAUAGUCAGAAAAGCAAGCUGUAGGCUACCUGGAAGAUUUUCUGUUAAAGGUUUCGUAUGUAUUUGAGUGAUGAGGUGCUAUAUAAUCCCAAAUCUUUUCCGUCUGAUGCUCAGUCCGCUCCCUCCUCGUGAUAGCAUCUUAUUAGCCCGUCGCCCUUUGAGUUGCAGCAUCCCCUGGUGGGACAUGUAACUGCUCCGUCACGUAGAUACACAGAAGUCUUGUACAGGUUCUGGUUUAACUCUGUUUUCUUCAAACCCACCCCACUCCUGCCCCGGCCCCCAGUGAUAUACACAUCUUUUUUUUUUAAGUUCCCAGUAAAGAUCUGAAAGGAAAUGUUAAGGCAGCAUAUUUAGUCAAUUUCCACCCCAGUAUUACAUUACAGUUUCCAACUUGAAUAGGAAAACCUAAGGCAGAACAGAGUAGCAGACUGUACAGAAAAAGAGAAAUUUUUUAAGUCUCCUUUUUCCCCUGCUUUAGUGUACCCUUUUUUAUGAAAUCAACAGUGGAUAUUAUACAUCUUUGUUUCCUUUUUUAAAAAACAUAUUUUACACACAUAUAUAUUUUAACAAUCAUAUAUUUAAGUCUACUGGAGAAAAAUCUAUAUUUAGAUGGAAAGUUGGAAGUUGGAUUUAAAUAAUAUUUUUUGAGUUACAUGUACAUCUAAACUAUUUUUUUUAUUCUGCCAAGUGCUGCUCCCACUAAAUUGUUUAGAUUGUGUAAUGUAAUGUCAUUGCUUAAUACGAAAUUAUGAAGUUAAGGCUUGGGGGAAAUGGGUUUUUUGGAAGCAAACAAUUCUAGGUAUAUUCUGUUCUUCAAAUAAACAUCUUUUUUUCCCUUUAAAUGUUGAAUAUGUUUUGGGAACAAAAUCCUUCUUUAUAAGCUUAAUUAUGUAUGCUUGGAAUUAAGCUUUAGUUCUUCACA
Messenger RNA from Dama dama (fallow deer), 2403 nucleotides. RefSeq names its product C-type lectin domain family 3 member A (gene CLEC3A). NCBI's taxonomy places the organism in Eukaryota, Metazoa, Chordata, Mammalia, Artiodactyla, Cervidae. The record is from RefSeq and is a predicted model, not a curated record. The transcript is spliced from 4 exons. The coding region runs from base 598 to 1191 and encodes 197 amino acids.